GGUGACGGCGUCCCGGUAGUUGGAGAUCGUCCCAAUCCGCAUUCUUUCCGCCGAAUCCGACAGAUUCUUUUCUUUUUGACGGACCAAACUUGGGCGCAUAACACAUCGUGCGCAUCUGCAAAUAGAUUGAGUUGUUCUGCUAUCUUGCGCUGGACACAUUACCUGGAGUGAACUCGGAUGCCAUUGGAGGAGCUCUAGAAGCUCGAAAGAGGGAGAGAGGGCCAUGGGGGAUCUCUAUGAGUGGCUCAUCUCCUUCUUCUUUCUCAUUGCUUUACUCAUCCUCAUCGUUUACCAGCUCAUGUCCCUGGCUGAUUUGGAAUUUGACUAUAUCAACCCCUACGACUCUUCAAUCCGGAUAAAUAGAGUGAUUUUGCCGGAGUACAUUACACAAGGAGUCUUGUGUGUCUUUUUCCUUCUAAUGGGGCAUUGGUUUAUGUCGCUGUUGUGCGUUCCAUACCUCUAUUACAAUGUGAGACUUUAUUCGCGGAAGCAGCACCUCAUAGAUGUGACUGAGAUAUUCAACUUGCUCGAUAAAGAGAAGAAGCAACGGCUAUUCAAACUCUUUUAUCUCGUCUUCCUGCUGUUUCUUUGCAUAUUUUGGAUGAUCCUAACAGCAUUAGAAGAUCAUGAUGAUGAGUAAAGGGGACACAAUUGGUUCAACGGCCUAAAUUAUUUGCCUGGUGCAUAAGAGUAGCUACUAAUAAAUUGCUAUCCUUUUCCACCAAAUGUUCCUUUGUAAUUUGAUGUUAGCUUGUGGGAAUUAGUUGUGAAUUUGUAAGUCCAUUUUCUAAGGUGUGAAAAUUUGUGGCAUUUUGCAAGCUUUUUGUCAUAAAUGCAGAUGCUACUAGGGAGCUUCUGGAUUGUGUGUUCCUUGGCUUUGGCAAGUUCCAUGAUCAUAUAAUAUUGUGGUGAUAAUUUUGUUAAGUUAAAUU
This is a messenger RNA of Morus notabilis, 932 nucleotides long. RefSeq names its product protein cornichon homolog 4. The record is from RefSeq and is a predicted model, not a curated record. The coding region runs from base 224 to 640 and encodes 138 amino acids. The transcript is spliced from 4 exons. NCBI's taxonomy places the organism in Eukaryota, Viridiplantae, Streptophyta, Magnoliopsida, Rosales, Moraceae. Gene Ontology annotation, biological process: vesicle-mediated transport.